AUGGAUAUUGAUGUGGCUGGACCGUGCCGGACUUGGUGUGCUGCUAACGCCCCUGCUGGGCCGGCCGUGCCCCGUCGUGUUUGGCAGGUGGAGUUCGUCCGCUUCGGCCAGGGUCUAAAAGUGGACACGAUUGAGCGCGGCGACGCCCCCACCUCGCUGGCCACUUCCGGCCUCUUCAAGCGCGCGCCCUGGGAGCCCAUGUGCUUCUACCCGGACUUCAGCCAGGAGGUGGUGUGCGGCGACUCGUGGGGCGACUCGCGCCUCAUCGUCGCCAACGAGCAAGGCGUGUUCGUGGUGACCAACGACGAGCACGCGGCCGGCUCGGAGGCGCUGUCGCAGCGCACUAUCAUGGACAAGACGGUCGUCGUGAGGCAGCUGCACGUCGUGGAGGCGCACGGCAUCCUGCUCUUCCGCACGGACAAGAUGGGUCGCGACAACAAGCUGAUGCACGUGUUCCGGCUGUCGGACUUCGAGCAGCCCAGCGAGGCCGAGGCCAAGGCUGAGGCCAAGGCCGUCGGCGUGCCGCUGGGCCGGGCCGAGAUCAAGGAGCACCGGCUCGAGCGCACCCGCGGCUGCCACCUGUACGCCGUGUCGAGGCCCGGCGGCUCGCACCUGCGCGUCGUCGUGGCCAUCAAGAACAAGCUGCUCGUCAUGCAGUGGAGGCACUCGGCCGCCUGGACGGCAUGGUGUCCGGCCUCGGACACGGACACGGUGGAGGGCUUCCAGUACCUCAGAGAGAUCACGGUGGCCGAGUCCCCCUCCCUCAUCACGCUCGUGGACUCGACCCUGGGUGGCUCGGCCGGCGGCGCCGACAACUACAUCUGCGUCGGCUACCGGCACCAGUUCGACCUGGUCGGCGAGCGGUCCGGGGAGGUCGUCAAGCUGCACGCCGUGGAAGGGUCGCGGUCGCACCUCGUGGCCGCCGUCGACCUCUACGAGGACGAGGAGCCCGAGCUGCUGCUCUGCUACAACCACACCUGCCACUUCCAAAAACUUUCGGAGAAUAGGACGACAACCGAGUUCGACUUCCACUGGAACUCUGUUCCGUGUGCAAUCGUUUGUGCGUUUCCCUACAUUAUUGCGUUCACCCAAGACUCUAUGGAGAUACGUCUGGUGAUAAACGGCAACCUGGUGCAGACCAUGGUGAUGCCCAAGCUGACCCUCAUCACAUCCAAGAACGACAUCUUCUUCGCGACCACGGCCCCCGAGUUCUUCCCCUCCCGCACCGAGUGCCUGCACGUGGACCACCGGGACAGCACCAAGGACACCAUGUCGCCGCCCGCAUCACCGCACACAUCCUCGCCCGAGGCGCGUCCGUUCCGGCUGUACCGCAUCCCGCUGCACGUCCUGAGCGGCAUGGUGGCGCCCGUGGACCGGCGGUGUCCGACGCCGUCCCCGGAGCCCCCCGCCAGCGGCUGCCCCAGCGGCUGCCCCAGCGGCUCCGGUUCCCCCGCCGCCGCCACCACCCCCAACUCCAGCAAGGGCGGCCUGGGGGCGGCGG
Messenger RNA from Frankliniella occidentalis (western flower thrips), 1501 nucleotides. Its product is annotated as GTPase-activating Rap/Ran-GAP domain-like protein 3. NCBI's taxonomy places the organism in Eukaryota, Metazoa, Arthropoda, Insecta, Thysanoptera, Thripidae. The transcript is spliced from 7 exons. Gene Ontology annotation, biological process: activation of GTPase activity. Gene Ontology annotation, molecular function: GTPase activator activity. The record is from RefSeq and is a predicted model, not a curated record. Gene Ontology annotation, cellular component: cytoplasm. The annotation marks the transcript as partial.